Messenger RNA from Notodromas monacha, 720 nucleotides. Lineage: Eukaryota; Metazoa; Arthropoda; Ostracoda; Podocopida; Cyprididae. The record is from the annotation of a GenBank genome assembly.
AAUUAUAUUCCGAUUUUUCAGUUGUUUUUUCAAAUUUCCUUGAGCGAGAAUCAUGUUCGCCGUGAAACGAUCUGUGAACCUGGCUAAGGCCAUUGUGCCCGUCGCUCGAGCGGCUUCUCGUCGGGGUUACGCAGCAGACCCGAAUCAAAUGUCCUUCACAUUUGCUGCUCCGAAUGGGGUAUUCUACAAUGCUGCCAGUGUUCGACAAGUGGACGUGCCUUCUUUUAGUGGCAGCUUUGGUAUCCUGCCCAACCACGUUCCCACGUUGGCAGUGUUGAAACCCGGUGUUGUCACUGUCGUUGAAGAUGAUGGAAGCUCCAAGAAGUUCUUCGUUAGCAGUGGGUCGGUAUCGGUGAAUGUUGAUAAUUCAGUCCAAGUUUUAGCAGAAGAAGCCGUUACACUCGACCAACUGGACGCAGGCGCGUGUCGUGAAACUUUGCAGUGGGCGCAAGGCCAAGUUGUUUCGUGUGCCGGAAACGAGGAGGCGAAAGCAGAAGCGGAAAUUGCUGUAGAAGUAGCGGAAGCACUCGUGAAAGCUUGUUCCGAGUAGCCGUCUGCUCCUCUCGAAUUUAGACUAAGGCCGUGUUAGCCACGUGUUUCGUGUAAAAUUAGUUGUCAUUUCGCGAAAGGAGAUUUUGAUUUUCUGUGCAAUCUUCAGCCGAUUUUUUUUGGUUCCAUGGUUCUCAACAUGGGGAAGACUGAAUGAACGUAGUUACGGAA